AUGAAGCCACAAGUGUAUAUCUUGGCGACAUUCUUCCUAGCCUGCUGCCAGCUGGUCAUGGCAGCAGGUCAACAAUACGCCAACCCAUCAGACAACGGUGGCAGCAUGCUUACGAAGCAAAAAGAGCCUCUAAAUGUCAUUAUCGUAGGCUCCUCUGACGCCUCCAUUCUCUCCCCGGACGGUUUCAGCAACUAUUCACAGGCCAUUGGGUUUGAUGCGGAUACUUAUGCUGGAAAAUCUAGUGUCAAUGGUGCACAGAGCGCAAACCUGGGCGAUGGCAAUGGUAUGGUGCCGCAGACUGGCCUGCGAAGGCAAGGUGGCUUGGAUGAGGUCAUCAACGGAGGUAACCACUUCCGCUAUUGGGUUCAAAAAGGUAGCAAGGCUCCUACUAAUGCUCUAUUUCUGGCUGUCUCAGUAGAGCAGGGACUGAAACAGAACCACAUGAUUGUCGAUAAUGGGUAUGACCAAGGUCGUGACCAACUGGUGGCCAAUGCAACAGGCAGCUCGAAAUCGUUCAAUGGCAAAACGUAUACGACCAAGCUGCUUAAAAUGGACUCGUCUCUUAUGCAGGGCGUUUCGAAAGGCAGUCUAAAUCACAAUAUUCCCACGGAUGGGCGUGUGGCCAUUUUGGAAGUGCAAGUGAAAGACGGUGGUAAAGCGUCGUCCAGCAGUACGAGCAAUGCUGCCUUCAAGGCGUUGGCCCCGAUGUCUGUUAUGCUGACGAUGAUCAUGGCACUGAGCACUUUGACAGUCAUGUGUGUAGUAUAA
Messenger RNA from Malassezia pachydermatis, 768 nucleotides. RefSeq lists its product as hypothetical. NCBI's taxonomy places the organism in Eukaryota, Fungi, Basidiomycota, Malasseziomycetes, Malasseziales, Malasseziaceae. The coding region runs from base 1 to 768 and encodes 255 amino acids. The record is from RefSeq and is a predicted model, not a curated record. The transcript has a single exon.